AUGGCUUACCAUCCACGGAUGAAUGAGCAAGCUGAAUUGGCGAACAAAGAAAUAAAAGGUAUACUUGAGAAGGUAGUUUGUCCAUAUCGACGAGAUUGGUCCAAAAAACUUGAUGAUGCUUUAUGGGCCCACAGGACAGCAUACAAAACACCAUUAGAGAUGUAUCAUUAUCGGUUGGUUUUUGGGAAAGCCUGUCAUUUGCCCUUGGAGUUAGAACAUAAAGCAUACUGGGCUUUCCAACAGCUUAACUUGGAUCUUAAGCUUGCUAAAGAGAAACGAAUGCUUCAACUUAAUGAGUUGGAAGAAUUCCAAAUGUUCUCAUAUGAAAAUGUCAAAUUAUACAAGGAGAGGUUGAAAAAAUGGCAUGACAAGCACAUUCGAGUUUGA
This is a messenger RNA of Gossypium raimondii (Peruvian cotton), 387 nucleotides long. RefSeq lists its product as uncharacterized. The record is from RefSeq and is a predicted model, not a curated record. NCBI's taxonomy places the organism in Eukaryota, Viridiplantae, Streptophyta, Magnoliopsida, Malvales, Malvaceae. The coding region runs from base 1 to 387 and encodes 128 amino acids. The transcript has a single exon. Gene Ontology annotation, molecular function: nucleic acid binding.